This is a messenger RNA of Pteronotus mesoamericanus, 4289 nucleotides long. RefSeq names its product collagen type I alpha 2 chain (gene COL1A2). Gene Ontology annotation, molecular function: extracellular matrix structural constituent conferring tensile strength. Gene Ontology annotation, biological process: extracellular matrix organization. Lineage: Eukaryota; Metazoa; Chordata; Mammalia; Chiroptera; Mormoopidae. The coding region runs from base 147 to 4247 and encodes 1366 amino acids. The transcript is spliced from 51 exons. The record is from RefSeq and is a predicted model, not a curated record.
UAUUAUUUUAGCACCAAGGCGGCAGGAGGUUUCUGCUAAGUUGGAGGUACUGGCCACGACUGCAUGCCUGCGCCCGCCAGGUGAUACCUCCGCCGGUGACCCAGGGGCUGUGCGACACAAGGAGUCUGCAUGUCUAAGUGGUAGACAUGCUCAGCUUUGUGGAUACGCGGACUUUGUUGCUGCUUGCAGUAACUUCGUGCCUAGCAACAUGCCAAUGUAAGUGCCUUCAGCUUGGAACUGCAAGAAAGGGCCCAACUGGGGAUAGAGGACCACGUGGAGAAAGGGGUCCACCUGGCCCGUCAGGCCGAGAUGGUGAUGAUGGGGUCCCAGGUCCUCCCGGUCCUCCCGGUCCUCCCGGCCCCCCUGGUCUUGGCGGGAACUUUGCUGCUCAGUUUGAUGGAAAAGGAGUUGGAGGUGGUCCUGGACCAAUGGGCUUGAUGGGCCCCCGAGGCCCUCCUGGUGCAGCUGGAGCCCCUGGCCCACAAGGGUUCCAAGGACCUGCUGGUGAGCCCGGUGAACCUGGUCAGACUGGUCCUGCGGGUGCUCGUGGUCCACCUGGCCCUCCUGGCAAAGCUGGUGAGGACGGCCACCCUGGCAAACCUGGACGACCUGGCGAGAGAGGAGUUGUCGGUCCACAGGGUGCUCGUGGUUUCCCCGGAACUCCUGGGCUUCCUGGCUUCAAGGGCAUUAGGGGACACAACGGUCUGGAUGGGUUGAAGGGACAGCCUGGUGCUCCAGGUAUUAAGGGCGAACCUGGUGCCCCUGGUGAAAAUGGAACUCCAGGUCAACAAGGAGCCCGUGGGCUGCCUGGUGAACGAGGACGAGUUGGUGCCCCUGGCCCAGCUGGUGCCCGUGGAAGUGACGGAAGUGUGGGUCCUGUGGGUCCUGCUGGUCCCCUUGGGUCUGCUGGCCCUCCAGGCUUCCCAGGUGCCCCUGGCCCCAAGGGUGAAAUUGGACCUGUUGGUAACCCUGGUCCUUCUGGUCCUGCGGGUCCCCGUGGUGAAGUGGGUCUUCCAGGUCUUUCUGGCCCCGUUGGACCUCCUGGUAACCCUGGAGCCAACGGCCUUACUGGUGCUAAGGGUGCUGCUGGCCUGCCCGGUGUUGCUGGGGCUCCUGGCCUCCCUGGACCCCGUGGUCUUCCAGGCCCUCCUGGUGCUGCUGGUGCUACUGGUGCUAGAGGACUUGUUGGUGAGCCUGGUCCACCUGGUUCCAAAGGAGAGAGUGGUAACAAGGGUGAGCCCGGCUCUACUGGGGCCCAAGGUCCUCCUGGUCCCAGUGGUGAAGAAGGAAAGAGAGGUGCCAAUGGCGAAGCUGGUCCCGCUGGCCCCCCAGGACCUGCUGGGCUGAGAGGAAAUCCUGGUAGUCGUGGUCUUCCUGGAGCAGAUGGCAGAGCUGGUGUCAUGGGCCCUGCUGGUAGUCGUGGUCCAGCUGGUCCUUCUGGUGCCCGAGGUCCCAAUGGAGAUUCUGGUCGCCCUGGAGAGCCGGGCCUCAUGGGACCCCGAGGCUUUCCUGGUGCCCCUGGAAAUGUUGGCCCACCUGGUAAAGAAGGUCCCGUGGGUCUCCCUGGCAUUGAUGGCAGGCCUGGACCCAUUGGCCCCGCUGGCGCACGAGGAGAGCCUGGCAACAUCGGCUUCCCUGGACCCAAAGGCCCCACUGGGGAACCUGGCAAAGUUGGCGAAAAAGGUCAUGCUGGUCUUCCUGGCGCCCGGGGUGCUCCAGGUCCUGAUGGAAACAAUGGUGCUCAGGGGCCUCCUGGACCACAGGGUGUCCAAGGUGGAAAAGGUGAACAAGGUCCAGCUGGUCCUCCAGGCUUCCAGGGACUGCCUGGCCCCUCAGGUACAGCUGGUGAACUUGGCAAACCAGGAGAAAGGGGUCUCCCUGGUGAAUUUGGACUCCCUGGUCCUGCUGGUCCAAGAGGGGAGCGUGGUCCCCCAGGUGAAAGUGGUGCUGUUGGUCCUUCUGGUCCUAUUGGAAGCCGAGGUCCUUCUGGACCCCCCGGGCCUGAGGGAAACAAGGGUGAACCGGGUGCCGUGGGUGCCCCAGGCACUGCUGGUGCACCUGGUCCUGGUGGACUCCCCGGAGAGAGAGGCGCUGCUGGCAUCCCUGGGGGCAAAGGAGAAAAGGGUGAAACUGGCCUCAGAGGUGAAGUUGGGAGCACAGGCAGAGACGGUGCUCGUGGUCCUCCAGGUGCCGUGGGUGCCCCUGGUCCUGCUGGAGCCGCUGGUGACCGGGGUGAGGCUGGAGCUCAUGGUCCUGCUGGUCCUGCUGGUCCUCGAGGUAGCCCUGGUGAACGUGGUGAGGUUGGUCCCGCUGGUCCCAAUGGAUUUGCUGGUCCUGCUGGUGCUGCUGGUCAACCUGGUGCUAAAGGAGAGAAAGGAACCAGAGGGCCCAAGGGUGAAAAUGGUCCUGUUGGUCCCACAGGCCCUGUUGGAGCUGCUGGACCAUCUGGUCCAAAUGGCGCCCCUGGUCCUGCUGGAAGUCGCGGUGAUGGUGGCCCCCCUGGCAUGACUGGUUUCCCUGGUGCUGCUGGACGUACUGGUCCUCCUGGACCCAGUGGUAUCACUGGCCCUCCUGGUCCCCCUGGUGCUGCUGGUAAAGAAGGAAUUCGUGGGCCUCGUGGUGACCAAGGUCCAGUUGGCCGAACGGGAGAAACAGGUGCAAGCGGGCCCCCUGGCUUUGCUGGUGAAAAGGGUCCUUCUGGAGAGACUGGUGCUGCUGGACCUCCUGGCACCCCCGGUCCUCAGGGUCUCCUUGGUGCUCCUGGUAUCCUGGGUCUUCCAGGCUCUAGAGGUGAACGUGGUCUACCAGGUGCUGCCGGAGCAGUGGGUGAGCCCGGACCCCUCGGCAUUUCAGGUCCACCAGGGGCCCGUGGUCCCCCUGGUGCAGUGGGUAAUCCUGGAGUCAACGGUGCUCCUGGUGAAGCCGGUCGUGAUGGCAACCCUGGGAACGAUGGUCCCCCAGGCCGCGAUGGUCAACCCGGACACAAGGGAGAGCGUGGCUACCCUGGCAACGCUGGCCCCGUUGGCGCUGUGGGUGCUCCUGGUCCUCAUGGCCCUGUGGGUCCCACUGGCAAACAUGGAAACCGUGGUGAACCUGGUCCGGCUGGUGUUGUUGGUCCCACAGGUCCUGUCGGUCCAAGAGGUCCUAGUGGCCCGCAAGGCAUUCGAGGUGAUAAGGGAGAGCCUGGUGACAAGGGGCCCAGAGGUCUUCCUGGCUUAAAAGGACAUAAUGGAUUACAAGGUCUUCCUGGUCUUGCUGGUCAUCAUGGUGAUCAAGGUGCUCCCGGCCCUGUGGGUCCUGCUGGCCCUAGGGGCCCUGCUGGCCCUAGUGGCCCCCCUGGCAAAGACGGUCGCAACGGACAUCCUGGUACAGUUGGACCUGCUGGCAUUCGUGGCUCUCAGGGUAGCCAAGGUCCCGCGGGCCCUCCUGGUCCCCCUGGUCCCCCUGGACCUCCUGGCAUAAGUGGUGGUGGCUAUGAAUUUGAUGGAGACUUCUACAGGGCUGACCAGCCUCGUUCACCACCUUCGCUCAGACCCAAAGAUUAUGAAGUUGAUGCUACUCUGAAAUCUCUCAACAACCAGAUUGAGACUCUUCUUACUCCUGAAGGUUCUAGGAAGAACCCAGCUCGCACAUGCCGUGACUUGAGACUCAGCCACCCAGAGUGGAGCAGUGGUUACUACUGGAUUGACCCUAACCAAGGAUGCACUAUGGAUGCUAUCAAAGUAUACUGUGAUUUCUCUACUGGCGAAACCUGCAUCCGGGCUCAACCUGAAAACAUCCCAGCCAAGAACUGGUACAGGAGUUCCAAGGCUAAGAAGCACAUCUGGCUAGGAGAAACUAUCAAUGGUGGUACCCAGUUUGAAUACAAUGUUGAAGGAGUAACUACCAAGGAAAUGGCUACCCAACUUGCCUUCAUGCGCCUGCUGGCCAACCAUGCCUCUCAAAACAUCACCUACCACUGCAAGAACAGCAUUGCAUACAUGGAUGAUGAAACUGGCAACCUGAAAAAGUCUGUCAUCCUGCAAGGCUCCAAUGAUGUUGAACUUGUUUCCGAGGGCAACAGCAGGUUCACUUACACUGUUCUUGUAGACGGCUGCUCUAAAAAGACAAAUGAAUGGGGAAAGACAAUCAUUGAAUACAAAACAAACAAACCAUCUCGCCUGCCUUUCCUUGAUAUUGCAAUUUUGGACAUCGGUGGCGCUGACCAAGAAUUCGGUUUGGACAUUGGCCCAGUCUGUUUCAAAUAAAUGAACUCAACCUAAAUUAAAAGAAAGGAAAUCUAAAAAAAA